This is a messenger RNA of Salvia hispanica, 3453 nucleotides long. The record is from RefSeq and is a predicted model, not a curated record. Lineage: Eukaryota; Viridiplantae; Streptophyta; Magnoliopsida; Lamiales; Lamiaceae.
UCUGCAUUUACAACAUGGAGAGAGUCAAUUCCCCAUUUUUCCUACUUUGCCUAUUGCUCUUUUGUCUUAGCCUUGCUGCUACUCAUCAAAUCAAUAGUGAUGAGUUUGCACUUGUUUCUUUUAAAUCCCUCAUCACUUCAGAUCCUUCCAAUAUAUUGAAAACAAAUUGGACCGCUGGAACCUCUGUUUGUACAUGGUUCGGAGUUACUUGUGAUUCACCUCAUAAUAGGGUGACUCAUUUGGAUCUCUCGGAUAUGGAACUCGGAGGCAGCAUCCCACCAGAAAUCGGAAAUCUUUCUUCUCUUGUUUCUCUAGAUUUGAGACGGAACUCUCUUCAUGGUCCCCUACCAAACGACAUUUGCAGAUAUAACAACCUUCCAAGACUUAAAGAACUACAGUUAUACAGUAACAAAUUGGAGGGAGAGAUACCAGUGAGUUUGGGUGAAUGUCCACAACUUGAGUUUCUUAAUUUGGCAUUCAACAACUUUAGUGGACAUGUGCCUUCACAAAUUGGGAACAUCACACACCUUAAGGAAUUACACCUUAAUGGCAACAAUCUAAGAGGUACCAUUCCCAAAGAAAUUGGCAACUUGGCAACUCUUAUUAUGUUAUCGAUUACAGAUAACUCUUUAAGUGGUAGCAUCCCACCAGAAAUCGGAAAUCUUUCUUUUCUUGUUUCUCUAGAUUUGAGUGAAAACUCUCUUCAUGGUUACCUGCCAAAGGACAUUUGCAGAUAUAACAACCUUCCAAGACUCAAAGAACUUCAGCUAUCCGGGAACAAAUUGGAGGGAGAGAUUCCACUGAGUUGGGGUAACUGUCAACAACUUGAGAUUCUUAACUUGGCAUCCAACAACUUUGGUGGGCAUGUGCUUACACAUAUUGGGAACAUCACACACCUUAAAGAAUUACACCUUGGUAGGAACAAUCUAAGUGGUACUAUUCCAAAAGAGAUUUUUCGUCUUAAUAAAUUGGAGAGAUUGAGUUUGAUUUCUAACAAUCUGAGCGGAUCGAUCCCAAGGGAAGUGGGCAACAUGACUGCUCUUACAUUCCUAUGGCUCAUGGAUAAUACUUUAAGUGGUACUGUUCCAAAAGAGAUUUGUCUUCUUAAUAAAUUGGAGACCUUGAAUCUGAACUCUAACAAACUGAGCGGAUCAAUCCCAAGGGAAGUGGGCAACAUGACUGCUCUUACAAACCUAUUGUUCAGGAAUAAUACUUUAACUGGAGUUAUUCCUCAAGAGAUUGGUCAUCUUGAUUAUUUAGAAGACCUGGACAUGAAAUUUAACAAGUUGUCAAGCCCUUUGCCGGCAAGUAUUUUCAACAUGUCUUCUUUGAAAUCGAUUGAACUAUCAUGGAACAUACUUAGUGGGGCAUUGCCUUCUGAAAUUGGGAACAUGAAAACAGUGGAAUACUUCAUGAUUGAAAACAAUGCUUUAAUUGGUCCAAUACCAUCGACGAUUGGAAAUAUUACAAAUAUGGAGAUCAUAAGACUCGCUUCUAACAAAAUAAAUGGAGUUAUUCCACGAGAGAUUGGUAAUCUUGAUGAUUUAGCCUCGUUGGACAUAAGUUCCAACAAAUUGUCAGGGCCUCUGCCUUCAGAAAUUGGGAACAUGAAAGGACUUGAAGACUUAUACCUUUACAACAAUUCGUUAAUAGGAAGUAUUCCAGAAGAGUUUGGUUAUCUGGAUAAUUUAGAAUGGUUGCACUUGAGUUCGAAUAAGUUGUCAGGCCAUUUUCCGCCGGUCAUUUUCAACAUGUCAUCUGUAGUUUCUCUUGACCUUUCAAGUAACAGAUUUACUGGGGCAUUGUCUUCCGAAAUUGGGAACUUGAAAGAACUGCAACAUCUAUAUCUUGAAGACAAUGCUUUUACUGGUCCAAUACCAUCCACCAUUGGAAAUCUUUCAAAUCUGCGUAAUUUAUUGCUCUCUUCUAACAAAUUAAAUGGUCCAAUACCAUCUACAAUUGGAAAUCUUUCAUAUCUGAAUUCCUUAGCUCUCUCUUCCAACAAAUUAAAGGGUGAGCUCCCGUCCUCCAUCUGCAAGUUGUCACGGCUUAGUUAUGUUCUUCUCUCAAAUAAUACCUUGGAAGGAAGAUUGCCACGGUGCUUUGGGAACUUCAGCGCAUCUUUGAUCAUCUUUCAUCUAAACGAAAAUCAAUUCGGUGGCCUCAUUCCAUCAACCUUUUCUAAGAGUUGUAGUCUUAUGUCCAUCAAUUUGCGUAGUAACAAAUUCCAUGGACAAUUGCCAAAAUCCUUAAUCAAUUGCAGAAGUCUAAUGGGUCUCGACAUUGGAAAUAAUAGAAUACAGGACAAAUUUCCCUUUUGGAUGGAAGGCCUACCCGAGCUUCGAGUGCUAGUGUUGAGGUCUAACAAGUUUGUUGGUAACAUGCCGCUUCCUUCACGAACCAAGGUUUCAUUUCCUAGGUUGCAAGUUUUUGAUGUAUCCUAUAAUGAUUUUCUAGGCUCUCUACCUCAAACAUAUUUCAAGAACUUCAGAGAAAAAAUUGUGGAUUAUCAAACAAUAUCAUAUUAUGAAUUUCUAGAUUCCGUGGAGAUGGUUCUUACCUUGAAGGGUCAGGAUCAGUUAUUGAAUAGACUAUUGGAAACUUUCACAACAAUUGACCUAUCUUCCAAUAGAUUCUGCGGCACUAUUCCACCUUCCAUGGGAAAUCUCAAGUUUCUCAAAUAUUUGAACUUGUCCCACAAUACCCUCACAGGCCAUAUACCUUCGUCUCUUGGAAACAUGACCGAACUCGAAUCGUUGGACUUGUCAACAAACCAAUUGGAUGGAGGAAUUCCAAGUGAAUUGACAAACUUGACAUUCCUUGCCAAAUUAAACCUUUCAACGAACAAUCUUGUCGGGCUAAUACCGCGAUCUAAGCAGUUCUCCACAUUUGAGAAUGAUUCAUAUAUGGGAAACUUGGGAUUGUGUGGACUUCCAUUGACGAGAAAAUGCAAUGAUGAGAAUGGGCCAACGAUAAACCCCACAGAUGAGAAAGGCAACAACCUAUCUUUUAUGCAAGAAGUUGGCAUAUCAAUGGCCUUUGGUUUUAUUUUCGGAUUCUGGGGAGUUAUUGGUUCUUUCGUACUAAAGAAAUCAUGGAGAUUUGCAUUCUUCAACUUCUUUGAUGCUAUUGGAGAUUGGCUCUACGUUAGGAGUCUUGUGCUUGUAUCCAAAUGGAGACGGACCUAAAAUAAGUUCCAACAAAUGACGCCGAAAACGUUGAUUGUGUUGGAAUGACUUGAAUUAUGGCGUCAAAUUCACGUGAUGCUUGUGGAACAGGUUGAGGAAUCAAAGUCAUCGUUGUGCUAUGAUGUUUGAUGGACCAUCGGACAUCCUUUAAGUUAAGAAAUUGUCCAUUUAUUUAUUUUUCAGGCUUUUUUUUUGCUUUUGUUGCUUCCUCCUAAAUCGGUAGGGUUUCAAACCACUUAUAAAUAAUGGAUUUCAUGUUUUUCAA